Molecule: messenger RNA, 1303 nt
Organism: Danio rerio (zebrafish)
Lineage: Eukaryota; Metazoa; Chordata; Actinopteri; Cypriniformes; Danionidae
Source: RefSeq, a predicted model, not a curated record
CAAAGAUUUUUCACUUGCCCAGCAUUUUGACGAGCUGCUCUUGAGAAGUUCAUCAGACCCCAGUCAUUCAUACCUAAUUUCUUCAGAGAUGGCCUACCCAACAACACUAGAGUUAAUUGGUGGUCAAACGGGUCAUCCAUUUUCAUUUACUGGUGAAAAAAGUGGUGCCAGUUUAGAGAAGAUCUGGGUUUGGGUGGGAGGAUGGCAGAUCAAGGCUGUCAGGGCUUGGCUUUCAGAUGGUAGAAAUAAAACCUUUGGAGAACCAUCUGGACCACAUCAAGAGUAUGUGUUUACCCCUGGAGAGUGUAUCACCUCACUGUCCCUCUGGGGGAACGGAGCAGGAACACGUCUCGGAGCCAUCAAAUUCAAGACCAGCAAUGAUGGAAAUUUUUUUGUAAAAAUGACAGAUUGGGGAUUAAAACAAGAAUAUCCCAUUGAUGUCGGCUCUGGUUAUUGUCUUGGCAUCGUUGGAAGAUCAGGUGGAGACAUCGACUGCAUGGGGUUCAUGUUUCUUAAUGCCGUUCAGUCUACAGUUCUCACCAAUGUUAACUAUCCCACCAUCAACCAGCAGAUGGCAGAGGUGGCAGCAGACGAAAUCAAGUCGUUGACUUUCGAGAACAAAACAUCUUUAACUCAACAGCAAUCAAUCGAAAGCUCAAAGAAAGUGAUCAAAACAUCUUCAUGGUCUAUGGAUAGCAGCCUUUCAACAACAUUCAGCAUGGAAGUGAGUGCUGGGAUUCCAGAAGUUGUCGAAGUUUCUUCAGGAUUCAGUGUCAGUGUUGGAACAGAAAGCACCCAUAGUCUUGCGGAGACAGAUGAGAGAAGCAAAACUCUGACCUCCACUAUUGAUGUCCCACCACAGAAGAAGGUGACUGUUGGCAUCACCAUUGGCAGAGCUGAUUUUGACCUGCCGUACACUGGCACAGUGAAGAUCACUUGCAAGAAUGGCAGUGUGUUACAGUACGAAACCAAGGGCAUAUACAAAGGCGUCGCUUACACCGAUGUCAAAGAGAAUAGUGUAGAAACAGAUCUCUAAUAUCAGUUGAUUUACCUUUAUUAGGGUCUAUUAGAUUUCUGUCUAUGCUCUCUGUCCUCUGAUCCAUUUUAUUGAGUCUUUACUUAAUGACUUUAAAAGGAUUAAAUAUAUAUACAGCAUUGUUUUUUUAAAUAAACAUUAGAUGCUGUUACAAAAUGGUCAUAUAGCAUCAUAGUUUCCGAAUGUUUUUCACAGAUCAUGAUAUUUACUUCAUGUAAUACUUUCAAAUGUUAAAUCAGACUUUUAAUAAAAAUCAUUUAAAAUUAA